CGCCUAGAAGCAUCUGCCAACAUGUAGUGACCCACCAGUGCGCGACAAUAUUUAGCCAAUUCAUCAGGCAAUAAUUCAUUACUUAAUUCCUUGCUAUGUAGCAUUCACCUUGGCCUCUUCUCGCUCAUCCAUCUUCAUCUUCAUCUUCUGGCCAACCGGCUGCGCCACCCAAACGAAAUGGCUUCCUUCAACCUCAAGACGACGCUCUUCCUCACGCCUCUCGUGUCUACCACCUCAUCCCUCCUCUUCGCCCACGCCCAAGAUUCAUUCCUCUCCUACCUCGUCCAUCCCACUGUCGGGGCAGCAAACUCGAAUGCAAUCAUCCCGCCAUACUGGAGACAAUUCUUCGUCCCUGGCUUGACCAAGGUCCUCUCAUUUCUCGCCCUGACGGUGGGCUCUUCUGUCGGUUGUGUCUAUUGUCACGGGGUCACUCUCAAGGACAGGGGGAGUCGGGCGUGGUACCUCGCGGCGGCAGUCUUGGCCGUCAGCCACUUGGCGUUCGUUCCACUAGUCGCACCCAAGGUUCAGAGGAUGGUGGAUGACGAGUGCGAAAAAUCCGAUGCCGAGGCCAACACUGUCCCGGAAGGCAGCAAGUCGAACGUCCAAACGCUGAAUGAGUGGUUGCGUUGGAAUCUGGUGCGGACAUGGACGACGGAUACCGCCGCAUGGAUCUGCGCCGCAGUAGCCGUCACCAAGACCUUGAGCGUUGACUAGGUAAACUACUUGUCACAGUUAUCACUGUAGACUCCAUCACGCAGGGACUUCCGCAGAGAUCAUAAAAACAUUGUGCAUUGGCUAAUCACUACCACCCUCCUUAUUACAUGAGUGGCAUACGCUGUACAGUUCUGCUCCCGCUAUAUCGAAAACAUCAUCUGAAGCGCCCUUUGUCCUAUCAAUUGCGAUUCGACUCCCUUAGUACCACUCACCACCCAACCAGCGGUUGAAGAAGUCAAUGGAAGCGUCGGGCUGGUCCAUGGGAACCAUGUGGCCGGCCUCGUAGAUGCGCAUGAAGGUCAAGUUGCCGCUAGUCUUCACCUUGCCAUAAGCACCAUCCUUGCUGAUCUUGUCCUUGGAAAAAGCAAGGUUGAGGUCCUUGAGCUCCGCCUUGGCGAAGUCCUUGUGGCCGGGCCAUUCGAGCUUAUUGGUCCAGGCCUCGUUGCCAAGCCAGUUGCAGAUAAA
Emericellopsis atlantica is the source of this 1179-nucleotide messenger RNA. Its product is annotated as putative integral membrane protein. Lineage: Eukaryota; Fungi; Ascomycota; Sordariomycetes; Hypocreales; Bionectriaceae. The record is from RefSeq and is a predicted model, not a curated record. The transcript has a single exon. Bases 178 to 714 code for a protein of 178 amino acids.